Molecule: messenger RNA, 1537 nt
Organism: Seriola aureovittata
Lineage: Eukaryota; Metazoa; Chordata; Actinopteri; Carangiformes; Carangidae
Product: creatine kinase B-type-like
Exons: 8
Coding region: 162-1307 (381 amino acids)
Biological process (GO): phosphocreatine biosynthetic process
Molecular function (GO): creatine kinase activity
Source: RefSeq, a predicted model, not a curated record
UGAAUGGACUGUAAAUAGGAACCAAUGAGGAGCGGGGGGCGGAUAUAAAAGGCUGAGAGCCGCUUUAAUCCGCAGCAGCAGCAGCAGCAGACCCAGACCCGCUCCAGACCAGACCACAUCACCGCAGACUGAACCGACAGGUCAGCAGUCCCGACGUCAUCAUGCCUUUCGGAAACACCCAUAACAAGCUGAAGAUGAACUACUCAGCGGAGCAGGAGUACCCUGACCUCAGCAAGCACAACAACCACAUGGCCAAGGUGCUCACGCCCGAAAUGUACGGCAACCUGAGGGACAAGGAGACGCCCAGCGGAUUCACCCUGGACGAUGUCAUCCAGACCGGUGUCGACAACCCAGGUCACCCAUUCAUUAUGACGGUGGGCUGCGUCGCCGGAGACGAGGAGACAUACGAGGUGUUCAAAGAGCUGUUGGACCCAGUGAUCGAAGACCGCCAUGGAGGAUACAAACCAUCAGACAAACACAAGACGGAUCUGAACUCUGAAAACCUGCAGGGUGGAGACGAUCUGGAUCCAAACUACGUUCUGAGCUCCCGGGUUCGGACAGGACGGAGUAUUCGUGGCUUCUGUCUGCCACCACACUGCAGCCGUGGAGAACGACGCGCCAUCGAAAACCUCUCCAUCGAAAGUCUGGACAUCCUGGAUGGAGAUUUAAAGGGCAAGUACUAUGCUCUGAAGAACAUGACGGAGGAGGAGCAGCAGCAGCUGAUCGAUGACCACUUCCUGUUCGACAAGCCCGUCUCCCCACUGCUGCUGGCGUCCGGCAUGGCCCGCGACUGGCCCGAUGGCCGUGGCAUCUGGCACAACGACAACAAGACCUUCCUGGUUUGGGUGAAUGAGGAAGAUCACCUGCGCGUCAUCAGCAUGCAGAAAGGAGGCAACAUGAGGGAGGUGUUCACCCGCUUCUGCACCGGACUCACCAAGAUUGAGGCCUUGUUUAAGGAGCGGGGUCAUGAGUUCAUGUGGAACGAACACCUGGGCUACGUCCUCACCUGCCCGUCUAACCUGGGGACGGGACUGAGAGCUGGAGUCCACGUCAAACUGCCAAAUGUCAGCAAGCACGAGAAGUUUGGAGAGAUCCUGAAGAGGCUGAGGCUCCAGAAGAGAGGAACAGGUGGCGUGGACACAGCGGCAGUGGGCGGAGUCUUUGACAUCUCCAAUGCAGACCGUCUGGGUUUCUCGGAGGUGGAGCUGGUUCAGAUGGUGGUGGACGGUGUCAACCUGCUGGUGGACAUGGAGAAACGCCUGGAGGCCGGAGAGAGCAUCGAUGACAUGAUGCCCGAGCAGAAGUGAACUGUGUCACUGUAACCUCUGACACCCCCCCUCACCCCCUCACCCCCCCUCACCCCCUCACCCCCUCACUGUAAUCAAUCAGAACCCGUCCUGAACCAACAGGACGUUUAGAGCCGCUCAGUUAGACUUCAGUCUUCCAACAUGUGAAGGAUUUUCUAUUUCCUGUCUCCACCUGUUGGACUCAUCUAACACCUGAAAUAUCUAAUAAAGUCUCUGUGGCCCCAACUAAA